Messenger RNA from Annulohypoxylon truncatum, 1506 nucleotides. RefSeq names its product kinase-like protein. Gene Ontology annotation, molecular function: ATP binding; protein kinase activity. The transcript has 3 exons. The record is from RefSeq and is a predicted model, not a curated record. NCBI's taxonomy places the organism in Eukaryota, Fungi, Ascomycota, Sordariomycetes, Xylariales, Hypoxylaceae. Gene Ontology annotation, biological process: spliceosomal complex assembly; protein phosphorylation; regulation of mRNA processing. The coding region runs from base 1 to 1506 and encodes 501 amino acids.
AUGGAGAAGGACUCCUCGCCCGCCGCGGAAAGCGUUACCCGCCAGGAAAAUCCGAUCGACACACAUGGCGGCAUCGAGAACUUCCAGAUGUACAACAAAGGCGGCUAUCAUCCUGUGCAGCUUGAUGAUAUUCUUGACAAUAGAUUUCUCGUUAUCCAUAAACUUGGCAGUGGAGGUUUUGGAACUGUUUGGUUAUGCCGCGAUCUCAAUUUGAACAAAUGGAGAGCAGUUAAGAUAAUAGCUGCAAGUCGAUCAUUUGGGACUGGCGAAGAGAAGGUAUUGAAGUAUCUCCGAGAGAAUUUCACUUUGGAAGAGCUAGAAGAGAAUCAUAUUGUGGUCCCUCUAGAAGAGUUCUAUAUCGAGGGACCAAACGGUCGCCAUCGUUGUCUUGUAAUGCCAGUUCUCGGCUCGACGGUCUCGAUCUGGCGAUUGUUACAAAUCAAUCACAAAGAACAAACCGGUAUAGACGCAAAGAUCGUAUGCCGCCAGAUCAUCGAGGCUCUAGAUUUUCUCCACAGGCACGGAAUUUGCCACGGCGACUACAGACCAAACAAUAUUCUUAUGAAGGUCGAAGGCAUUGAUGAGCUCGAUGAGGACCAAAUGAUAAACUUGAUGGGAGAACCAAACUGUAUUGACAUUGAGACGAUGUCAGGCCAAUCUCCGGCACCUAGGGCUCCUGAGUACGCCGUUUUACCUGCAGUCAUGAAUAUGGAUUGGUUUAAGGCUAAAAGCACUAUGACAGUUGCAGUUAUUGACUUCGGUGAGUCAUUUUUCGUCAAAAGUCCUCCCAAAUCAACCGGCAUCCCGAAUGAAUUCGCCUCUCCUGAAGUUUUAUUUCGAGGAUCUCAGACCCUAGGACUUCCUAGCGAUAUAUGGUCAUUGGCAUGUACGCUUUUUGAAGUUCGGACACGUACCCACUUAUUUCCACCAGGUGGAUGGGGGGUGAUAGAUACAGUCAAAGAGAUAGAAUUCAUUCUAGGACCCUUACCUCUUCCUUAUCGGAGAGUAUACGAAAAGAAGUACCUAGAGAAGUAUGGGAAGGGGCGCGAUGAAGAUGAGCAAAAUCCAUCAAAACCAAUACCCGAAUAUGGAGAAAUAUUGAUAGGUCGUCGAUCUGCUAAGAGGAGUGAGUUCAUCGAAGAGAGCGGUUAUGCAGACAUAUUUGAAGCCAUCUUAGGAGAAGAACGCUUCGCAUAUGACGACGAAAAGUCCCAGAACAUAACCUAUCGAUAUCCCCGAAAUGAGGUUAUAGAACUAGCUAAUCUUUUACGGAAUAUGGUGAAAUAUGACCCAGAUGAGCGUAUGAAAAUCGGCGCAGUCCUUUCACAUUCUUGGGUAAGAGCAGAACCACCAAGCACCAUUCACUCCAAUUCUGUACCUUUGUUCGCUAUGAUCACUUGGGUCAUGGAUCAACGAAGCGAUGUCGAGGUUAUUGAUAAUUGGGAACUCAAACCAGAAGAGUUAAGCGAACCACUAAAGCAACUGGCAUUGCAUCUAAACCCAUAA